UCCAAUUUAUAUAUAGAAGCUGCUUGUGAUUAUUUCCAUAUCAUCUCUUAGGUGUCUUAGCUUUCACAAGAUGGUUUCCAAACUUUUCAUUUGCUUCUCGUUUGCUAUUGCCAUUGCAUCAGUAGAUUGCAACUCGGAAGGGGAUGCUCUUUAUGCUUGGAAAAGCAAAUUGGUCGACCCUAACCAUAUACUUCAGAGCUGGGAUCCAACAUUGCUCAAUCCAUGCACCUGGUUUCACAUUACCUGCAACAACAACAACAGCGUUACGGGGGUAGGCCUUGGAAAUGCUGGACUCUCGGGAUUUCUUGUCCCUCAGCUUGGAGCAUUGCCUAAUCUUCGAUAUUUGAAAGUAUUUAGAAACAACUUAAGUGGAUCAAUACCAAUGGAGAUAGGUAACCUAACAAGCCUGAUAAGUUUGGAUCUGUACCAAAAUCAAUUUUCUGGGGUCAUUCCAGCAUCACUUGGAUACUUGCCUUCCUUGAGGUUUUUGAGAUUGAACAGUAACAAGCUUACUGGCAAGAUACCAGUAGAGGUCCUCAAACUCGUUACCUGGGGGAAUUUGAGGAUUUUGAAUGUAUCUGACAACCUGCUGGUUGGGAGAGCCCACGGCACAAACACAAAAGGAUUUGCAUAUACUUCUAAGUUCUAUAAUACAAGAUCCAAAAGCUCAGAAGUAAAAUUAAGACGAUAUGGAGACUACAGUACUGCCUGCUUGCAACCAUCCAGCUUUUAAAUAAAUUUGUAAUUUUGGUGGCAAUAAUAAACCUCUACGUUACUCUA
Juglans regia (Persian walnut) is the source of this 780-nucleotide messenger RNA. Its product is annotated as leucine-rich repeat protein 1-like. Bases 71 to 733 code for a protein of 220 amino acids. Lineage: Eukaryota; Viridiplantae; Streptophyta; Magnoliopsida; Fagales; Juglandaceae. Gene Ontology annotation, molecular function: protein binding. The transcript is spliced from 7 exons. The record is from RefSeq and is a predicted model, not a curated record.